GGCUUCCUCCCUUUUCGAAAUAUUACCCUGCAACGGGUUACCCACCAUGACGGUUCAAGGCGGCAACAGCAACGCGCCGCCGCACGUGUUGGUGAUUCCGUUCCCAGCUCAGGGCCACAUGAUACCCCUCCUCGACCUAACCCACAAGCUGGCCACAAAUGGAAGCAACCUCACCAUAACGGUGGUCACAACCCCAAAAAACCAAACCCUCCUAACCCAUCUCCUUUCAUCACACCCUUCCAUUCACCCUUUGAUCUUCCCAUUCCCCUUUCACCCUUCUAUCCCUCCAGGAAUCGAGAACGCCAAAGACAUGCCCCACUCCAUUCGACCCAUCAUGUUCUCUCUCUCAAAGCUCCACGACCCUCUCCUCCAAUGGUUCAAAUCUCACCCUUCCCCUCCACAAUAUAUAAUUUCAGACAUGUUCUGCGGUUGGACCCAAAACCUUGCCUCUGAACUCGGAAUUCGGAGACUCGUCUUUUCCCCUUCUGGUGCUUUCGCUUUGUCCACCAUGUACUUUCUCUGGAAGGAACUGCCGAAGCGAACCAACGACAACGAAAACGAUAUCGUUUCGUUUCACAAGCUUCCCAACUCACCCACUUACCCUUGGUGGCAGGUGUCUCCCUUGUUUCGGAGCUACGUUGCUGGAGACCCAGAUUCAGAGUGCUUCAGGGAUUGGUUUCUCGGGAACAUUGCAAGUUGGGGACUCGUUGUGAACUCGUUCUCCGAGUUGGAGAAUCGUUAUCUUGAGUAUCUCAAAAUGGAACUUGGCCAUGAUCGUGUGUGGGCGGUUGGACCGUUGCUUCCUGCGGAUGACUUAUCUACCACGCAGAGAGGUGGGUCCAGUUCUGUGUCGGUAAACAACGUCGUGUCCUGGCUUGAUCAACGAGGGGAUCGUAAGGUGGUUUAUGUGUGUUUCGGGAGUCAAAUGAUUCUCACCAACGAUCAGACGGUGGCUAUUGCAUCAGGUUUGGCGAAGAGUGGGGUCCAUUUUAUUUGGUCAAUAAAGACAAAGAACGAAAAUCAGGAAGGAAUCAUUCCAGCGGGAUUCGAAGAUGAAACAGCUGGUAGGGGCCUCGUGAUUAGAGGGUGGGCCCCACAGGUGCUCAUACUGAGGCAUAGGGCGGUGGGCGCGUUCUUGACUCACUGCGGGUGGAACUCGGUGCUGGAAUCGGUGGUGGCUGGGGUGUCGAUGCUUGCGUGGCCAAUGUCUGCUGACCAAUUCGUGGACGCGACGCUGCUUGUGGAGGAGUUGAAGGUGGCCAAGAAGGUGUGCGAGGGUGAAAAAACCGUUCCCGACUCGGACCAGUUGGGUCGAGUUCUGGCUGAGUCGGUGAGCGAAAGCGCUGUGGAAACAAGGCAGGCGUUGAAGCUGCAGGCGGCGGCGCUUGACGCCAUUAGAGAGGGUGGUGGAAGCUCCGAGAAGGAUUUGCGCUGCUUGAUUGAACAGCUUCACUACUUGGUCUAAUGUUUUUCUUUUUUUUAAAUACAAUGAUUUGAAUGCAGAUUACCCAAAUCUAGAAUAUUUCUCACCCCCGGAACAAUUGUGUACAAAAGUCAAAUAAAGUCCGUUUUGGUAGAUGUUUUGCAAGGAAACAACUACUUCGGGGUUUCUUUUUCUGGUUUGUGUUCCGUUUGGAAAGACUGAAGUUAUUA
Messenger RNA from Gastrolobium bilobum, 1653 nucleotides. RefSeq names its product flavonol 3-O-glucosyltransferase UGT89B1. The transcript has a single exon. NCBI's taxonomy places the organism in Eukaryota, Viridiplantae, Streptophyta, Magnoliopsida, Fabales, Fabaceae. Bases 47 to 1465 code for a protein of 472 amino acids. Gene Ontology annotation, molecular function: UDP-glycosyltransferase activity. The record is from RefSeq and is a predicted model, not a curated record.